This is a messenger RNA of Naegleria gruberi, 537 nucleotides long. RefSeq lists its product as uncharacterized. The transcript is spliced from 3 exons. NCBI's taxonomy places the organism in Eukaryota, Heterolobosea, Eutetramitea, Acrasida, Naegleriidae. The record is from RefSeq and is a predicted model, not a curated record. The annotation marks the transcript as partial.
UCAUCAGUUCAAUUGAAAUUCUUAUCAAUUGCUGUAAUGAAGGAAAUUAUUGAAUCAGAAGAAUUUGAUUAUGAUAAAGCAUUGAAGAGAACUGAAGGAUCUUGUAAAGAUAUUAAGGAAGUCAAGAGUGCUAUUGCUUCUAUUUUAUAUAUUAUUUCUAAUUCUGCCAGAUUCAAUGUUGAAGAACAACAAUUGUCACUCGAAUUGCAACAAAUCGGUUUACCAAAAGAAAGCAGUGAAUCUUUGUGUAGAUCAUAUAAAAAUUAUAAGGAAAAACUGAUACAGCAUUUUAAAACUAAAACUUUGAGAUUGCCUAAAAUUGAGGAAUUAAAAUGGAGAGUAGAUUUAGUCUUAUCAUCAUCAACCUUAAAAACAAUGAAUGAACCAACAGUUCAACUCAACUUGAAAAUUCUUCACUCUGAAGAGGAUGGAUCAAUUACAACUCACGAAAGAUUUGAAAUGUCUGCUGACAAGUUUAGAAUUUUACAUAAUGAAUUGAAGGACAUUAGACAAUUGAUGGAUGAACAUAUGAAAUAA